AUGGACAUCAUCUUCUCCUUCUCCCUCAAACUUCCCUCUGCAACACAACCACGCAAUAUCGGCCAUGCCUUACAUAUAUGGGUGGAAGUUGUUUCAUAUCAGUUGCAAUGGGCUCAAACUCAUGAACUUACGGAAUACAUGCAUGUACCAAAAUUGCGCAAGCCUAUACGACCCGAAUUCGUGACCCAACUCAAAAUCCAGGCCGUCCAAAAGAACAUCCUCCAACACCGUCUCCUGCACCCUCACCUCAUCGUAGAUCAACGGCGACGGCGACCGAAAAUCAAAAUAGUCCUUGAGGAAGCACUGAUCCAACGGCAGACAGUCAUCCAUCAGCAACUCCUGCGGCGGCGGCGGAUCUUCAACCACCCUGCCCUUAUGAUCCUUCUCCUCGCCGGAGUUGGCUGUUUUCAGGUACCGCGAUUUAAGGACGGAGGUCGGGGAGGACAGAUUCUCCAACGACUCCUCCUCGCCGGAGUUGGUCGCCGCCCCCAGCGGCGGCCGGAUGAUGUUGGUGGUGGCGUCCGGCCCACGUAUCCGGAUCACUUCCCUGUCACCACGGCGGCCUCUUCCGCCGUCGCGAAGGUGCCCAGCCAGACCCUCGCCCGGAGCGCCGGAUCUCGGAUCUCCGCCGAGUACCGCCCUCAGGGCCGCCGCCGGACGCCGCGGUACUUUUUCUCUCUGCCCUCUGCCCCCGCCGCCGGAGAUGAAGACGGCUUCUUCUUCGCGGCGGCGGCGCUUCUCUCCUGCUGGCCACCUCUCCUGGUGGCGGGAGCUGCCGCCGUCGGCGGCGGCGGCCUCUCGGCCUCCACCCUGAUCUCGUUCACGUGCUUCCGCACGCGCCGGCAGUUGGCGUAG
Molecule: messenger RNA, 855 nt
Organism: Striga asiatica
Lineage: Eukaryota; Viridiplantae; Streptophyta; Magnoliopsida; Lamiales; Orobanchaceae
Source: the annotation of a GenBank genome assembly